AUGCAGAGAUCACUGAAGGUACUAUUCAUCUUCGUCCUACCGUGUUCUGCUGCUGAGGUUGCAUAUAAGAUAUGGUGGUACGCCUCUGGUGGAACACGCAUUCCAUUUUUGGGAAAUGCCAUUGUGAGUGAUACUGUCGCACGCUUCCUUGAACUCUGCUCAUGGUUCUAUAGGACGGUGGUCUUUUUCAUAGUAUGUGUUCUCUUCCGUCUCAUCUGCUACCUUCAGAUUCUCCGUCUCAAAGACUUUGCUGAGUUGUGCUCUGUAAGUCUUCUUGCCGGGCUUAUGAUACUAUUACGAAGUGCGACCAGAAUUACACACGAGGCACUAGCUGUGACAUGCCUUGCGGCUAAGUGGCACGUAGGUGCAACAAUCGACUCGUUUGACACAGCCGAAACUGAGACUCCAGUAGCAUCUGGAGCUGCCAAUCAAAUAUUUCCUGCGAGUUCUGAUGGCUCAUCAGACAUUGAUGAUGUUGGCGACGAAGAAGAUGAACUCGACCACUCAAAAUUUGUCAUGUCAUAUGCCUACAGCACUCUCUCAUUUCAGAAAAGACAAGCCUUGGUUACAUACUUUGAGAACAAUAGAGCUGGGAUUACAUUAUAUGGCUUCAUUCUCGACAGAACUUCGCUUCACACCAUAUUUGGUAUAGGGAUGUCUCUUGUUCUGUGGUUUGCUUGGGAAGACAAUUAG
This is a messenger RNA of Fraxinus pennsylvanica, 693 nucleotides long. The record is from the annotation of a GenBank genome assembly. NCBI's taxonomy places the organism in Eukaryota, Viridiplantae, Streptophyta, Magnoliopsida, Lamiales, Oleaceae.